This is a messenger RNA of Oryza brachyantha (malo sina), 1813 nucleotides long. Its product is annotated as ADP-ribosylation factor GTPase-activating protein AGD12. Gene Ontology annotation, molecular function: GTPase activator activity; phospholipid binding. NCBI's taxonomy places the organism in Eukaryota, Viridiplantae, Streptophyta, Magnoliopsida, Poales, Poaceae. The record is from RefSeq and is a predicted model, not a curated record. The transcript has 8 exons. The coding region runs from base 484 to 1587 and encodes 367 amino acids.
AAAAAAAAACAAAGAGAAGCUCCAGAGAUCCAAACCUCGCAAGAAUCCAAGUCAAAUAUCCAAUAUUCCAAUUGAAUCCUUUUCUCCUCGAUCUCUCGCUGCUCUGCUCCAGGAACCGAGAUCCCAUCUGGCCUUCUCUUCUCUCGCCUGCCACCGCCGCCGCUUCGAUUCGCCGCCUGGUGGUUUCUGAAGCGUUCUUGCGCGGUUUUUUGCAAGCUCUUCUUCGUUUUUGCUACUGGGAAAAGUGGGAAGAGAGAGAGAGAGAGAGAGAGAGAAGGCAUGUUCUUUGAUUCCGUUUCACCGUCAUACUGAUUUGCGUUGAGCUCCGCGGCUUGCUGGUUGUGGUUACUGCUUGUGGGUUGCUCAAUCGAAUUUUUAUCCCUGUGAGAGAGAAUGCUGCUUGCUGUCAGAAAAUCGCCCCAGGGGGCUAAAUUUUCUCUGGGUGUUUUUUUUUUUUGAAGUAUCGCUUGCUAUAAUUCUGGGAUGAAGAAAGUGAUACGCUGUUCUUUGCUUAUUUGUCCUCAAAUUUGCCUUUUCUUUGCAGUGUUGAGGUGCAGUUGGAGGGGGGAGUGUUUGGUGGCAGCUGAUGAAAUGAGCAGUAGUAGAAGUGGUGCUGAUGCUAGGAAAGCUACCUCAGAUAAGAUGAGAAAGCUCAAAGAGUUGCUACGCAAGAGUGACAACCGCAUAUGUGCUGACUGCAGCGCACCUGAUCCCAAAUGGGCAUCAACUAAUAUAGGAGUUUUCCUAUGCUUAAAAUGUUCUGGUAUUCACAGAAGUCUUGGGACACAUAUUUCAAAGGUUCUAUCAGUCACUCUAGAUGAGUGGACCGAUGAUGAGAUUAACUCCAUGCUAGAAGUGGGUGGAAACUCUUACGCCAAUGCAAUAUAUGAGGCAUUUCUUCCAGUAGGCUAUCACAAGCCACAUCCAGAUUCUACCCAGGAAGAGAGAGCAGAUUUCAUCAGGUCAAAGUAUGAGUUGCAAGAAUUUCUGAAGCCAAGCCUGAGGAUAGUGUCUAACAAGAGCUCUUUACAGGCCAUGGACUCUAGAAAAGAUGUUGGAAAUUCUUCUAAUUCUUAUAGCUUCAAGAGUGAGGCUGGAAUGGUUGAGUUCAUCGGAAUACUAAAGGUAAAAGUGAUCAGAGGCACUAAGCUAGCCGUGAGAGACAUCCUAAGUAGUGACCCUUACGUCGUGCUGACCCUUGGACAGCAGAAAGCAAAGACUAGAGUAAUCAAAAGCAAUCUGAACCCGGUUUGGAACGAGGUGCUUACGCUGUCUGUUCCUCAGCGAUAUGGGCCACUGAAACUUCAAGUGUAUGACCACGACGUGCUGUCGAGGGACGACAUCAUGGGGGAGGCCGAGGUGGACCUGCAGCCGAUGAUCAACGCGGCCAUGGCGUUCGGCGACCCCGGGCUGCUGCCGGACAUGCAGAUCGGCCGGUGGCUUAGGUCGAGGGACAACGCGCUCGCAAGGGACAGCGCCGUGAGCGUCGCCGGCGGCAAGGUGAAGCAGGAGGUCUCGCUGACGCUGCAGAACGUGGAGUGCGGCGAGGUCGACCUGGAGCUGGAGUGGAUUGCUCUCAACCAGUAGUAGAGACACAGGCUUAAAUCUCCUUUGCUUUAUUAGCCGUGUGAUCAUGCGUGUAGUCUGGUGCCCAGAUGUUCUGGCUUUUUAUCUUGGCAUUGCUGAAUUGAUGUUGUGUUUGGCCGUUCUUUUCUUGACUCUAGUGCCCGAUUCCAUGGUGAACUUUACUCAACUUUUGGUGGAUUUUACGGCAAUCUUUUUAAAUUUUGUGCCAACUAUUUGCUUCAAUUUU